Messenger RNA from Phytophthora nicotianae INRA-310, 1407 nucleotides. RefSeq lists its product as hypothetical. Gene Ontology annotation, cellular component: cytosol. The record is from RefSeq and is a predicted model, not a curated record. Bases 1 to 1407 code for a protein of 468 amino acids. Lineage: Eukaryota; Oomycota; Peronosporomycetes; Peronosporales; Peronosporaceae. The transcript is spliced from 9 exons. Gene Ontology annotation, molecular function: acyltransferase activity, transferring groups other than amino-acyl groups.
AUGGCGAGCGUCGACGCCGUGGACGAGUUGAUCCCGCGCGUCGUGGCGCUAGAGAUCGACCACGAACUGGACGACUUGGGCACCGUCAAGGUGCAGGCGGCAACUUCAACACCCGAGCGCGUCAUCUACUUCCGCGACUUGAACUCGUGGGACAUCCCACAAGUGCGAGCUCUGCAUGAGGAAUGGUUCCCCAUCCGCUACAACCAGGCGUUCUACGACGGUGCGGCUCAGGGCAUGUGGAUGGAGACGGGCGGUCCUCUAUUCGCUCGUCUGGCAGUGGAGAUACCAGUCCAACCCAAUCUGGAAGACCGACGAGAUGAAAAUAUUCUUGGCGCUGUGACGGCCAGUACACUACCGCUGAGCAAAGUGGACGACCCAGACUUGAUCUCUCCGGAUGACUGGGAACAUACUCAUGUAAUGUACAUCUUGACACUGGGCACUCGGUCGUCGGUCAGAAGAAUGGGUAUCGCGUCAGAGCUGCUGCAGGAAUGCAUAGCUCAAGCCUGUCGCCAACCGCAGUGUGGAGCGGUUUAUCUCCAUGUGAAAGCUGAUAAUUUGAGUGCCAGACAUUUUUACGAGAAGAACGGAUUCCAGAACCUGCGGUAUUUACAAGAUUACUACAUGAUUGACGGAGUGCGGCACGAUGCGUUCCUGUACAUUCGUUAUGUGAACGGCGCUGCCCCGCAGAGCGGAUGGUUCGAUCUCAUUACAAGACCGCUGUUCGCAUUGUUUUCGAUCGCCUCGUUCGGCUGGAAAAAGCUCAUCGAAGGAUUCAAUGUGGACGAGUUUGAAGACACUGCCACUGACAAGCUCGCCCAGCCCGCAUCUUCGGCACCCGUUGAAUCGACAAGUAUAGUCUUGGAUCUACUUAAUGAGGUCGAGGACGCGAUGAAAAGCCCAGGAUCUGGGGGAGGCGGGACGGGAGGUCAUUCUUCAGGAGUCAAGUACUCCAACGAAUCGGAAAGCUCCGCCAGAAUUACUCAGCCUGCUAGCAAGGACCGGAGUAAAAAUGAACUUGACGAUCUAUUAGACAUGCUCGGAGAUGAAGACAGUAAACCUGCUGCCGUUCAUCCGAGACCGAUGUCAUCACCGAGAGCAGGUGCAUACAACUCACCCUCACGGAACGAGUUUCAAGCUGGCGGCACUAAAAAAUGUUCCCAAGUGCUGAUGGAUGGAGGGCGUGCCAGUCGUGGCCUUAGUACCGCAUUCUCGUUACGAGCAUGUACUAAUCUCCGAUGUAACGAGUGUGACUUCACUGUUGUGCAAUUUCCCGGCAAGAAAUGGGAUGCCAGUGCCGACUACAUGUUCUUUCGCGAGAAUGUGCCAAACGAGACAAAACUUCGAGUUAAAAUGGAAAUCGCUCCAGUGCAAGUGGCUCUCUAUCAGUUCGCAGACUCGAGUGAAUAA